Messenger RNA from Camelus dromedarius (Arabian camel), 1957 nucleotides. RefSeq names its product RCC1 domain containing 1 (gene RCCD1). Lineage: Eukaryota; Metazoa; Chordata; Mammalia; Artiodactyla; Camelidae. The coding region runs from base 348 to 1496 and encodes 382 amino acids. The transcript has 8 exons. The record is from RefSeq and is a predicted model, not a curated record.
CCCGCGCGUGUCCAGUAGCGAGCCGCCGCCGUACCACGCUGAGGGGGAAUGACAGGCGGUACCCGUCACCAGGGUCGCCCGUCGCCAACUCUUUAGAUGGCUCUGGGUGAUCCCCAAAGGCUUCCAAUCCGAACUCGGAGGCCCCGCACAUGGCUGCGGAGGGCGGGACCAUUUGGUCCAAUCUCUGCCUCGGGCCCACAACCAUCGGAGGUUUCGCGCACUCCACGCCCUAGGCCGCAGAGGCCACAGUAGGCCUCGGGACCGGUUCGACCGAGCUUGGACUAGACAGGCCGCGGCGGGGACUGCAGGCAAGCCAGGUCACAGCCAGCAGAGGGCGCCGCCGGGGCAUGGCCGGGGAGCGCACCGGGGCCUGGUUCGGCUUCGGUUUCUGCGGUUUCGGGCAGGCGCUGGGCUCCGGGCGCGGGCACCAGGUACUCAGUCCCGAGCCGCUAAGGGCGCCGGGCGCGGGCCUUGAUAUCUGCCGCGUGAGCGCGAGCUGGAGCUACACCGCCUUCGUGACCGGUGGAGGCCAGGUGGAGCUGUCCGGCUCCGCACGCGGCGCCGCGAGAGGCUGCAAGGACGCGUGGGCGUCGGAGGCGUUCCUCGUGGUGCUGCGACCCGGGCCGGGAUCCGGACCCGGGGCGGAGCUUCAGGCCUGGGCGCCCGGCUCGGCGCUGCGCGGGGAGCCCCUCUGGGCCCAGACCGUGGUGCCGGAGGCCGAGCGGAAAGACGGACCCGGCGGCGGUGAGACCCAGGCUGGGCCGCUGCCGCUGCUGCCCUGCGUCCGUGCCUACGUGAGCCCGCGGCCGCCCUUCUACCGGCCUCUGGCCCCGACGCUGCGGGCUCGCCGGCUGGAGCUGGGCGCCGAGCACGCGUUGCUGCUGGACGCGGCGGGCCAGGUGUUCUCCUGGGGCGGAGGCAGGCACGGACAGCUGGGCCACGGGACUCUGGAGGCAGAGCCGGAGCCGAGGCUGUUGGAGGCGCUCCAAGGCCUACCCAUGACUGAGGUGGCCGCAGGAGGCUGGCACUCUGUGUGUGUGAGUGAAACUGGGGAUAUUUAUAUAUGGGGCUGGAACGAAUCAGGGCAGCUGGCCCUGCCCACCAGGAGCUUGGCGGAGGAUGGAGAGACAGUCACAGGGGAAGCCACAGGACUGAAUGAAGAUGGUUCUGAAGUGAAGAGAGUAGCCAGGGGUGAGAAUGGAGCCCCUGCCCCCUUUAUAGCUGUUCAGCCCUUCCCAGCUUUAUUGGAUCUCCCCAUGGGCUUGGAUGCCAUCAAAGCCAGUUGUGGAUCCCGGCACACAGCGGUGGUGACAAGAACCGGGGAGCUCUACACCUGGGGCUGGGGUAAAUAUGGACAGCUUGGCCACAAGGACACAACCAGCUUGGAUCGGCCCUGCCGUGUGGACUACUUUGUAGAUAAGCAACUCCAAGUAAGGACUGUGAGCUGUGGUCCCUGGAACACCUAUGUGUAUGCUGUGGAGAAAGAGAAGAGCUGACAUAUACAAAAGGGCAUAAAAUAAAUGUACGGUAGAGUAAAAAAUUAUUAAGCUAAUGCUUGUGACACUUCACCCAGGUCAAGGAACACCAUUGCCGGCCAAAGGCCCGGCCCUCGCCCCUCCCCGUCACAGCCCUCUUGCACCACCUACGAGCAGCAUCCUCAACUUGUCCUCACAUUAGAAACCCUAGAGCUUUGGAAGUGGAUGCCUAAGGCCAGCACUGCCGACACAGUGAAAUCAGAAUUAGGGGUGUGGAACCUAGAUGUGGGUAAUUUUAAAGCUGCCGCAUCCCACCCCAGGUGAUUUUGAGGUAGUGCCCAUAUGGGGAACCACUAGAGGCCAUCUUCUUUUGUUAUUUCUCUUCCCUGUCUUCAUUUCGAAUUGUACCGUCCUUGUAUGCAUCUUUAUACAAUAUAAUUCGUCUGCUUCUGAACUUUAGGUAAAUGGAAUCACUCUGGGUA